AUGUCAGACUCCGAGACAGAUGUUCCGUCAAAGGCGGCCGUUUCGAACGCGAUUCGCGAUGUUGUACUUUCAAUACACAAGGCAGGCAACGAUGACGACCUCACUGUCAACCACGUCCGCACCGGAGCUGAGCAGAAGCUUGGAUUGCCUGUUGGCUUCCUCAAGAAGGAAGAGUGGAAGAACGAGAGCAAGGACUUGAUCAAAGAGGCUGUGGACAAGUACUGCGGCGACGAAACCGCGCCUGAACCUAGUCCAAAGAAACCCUCCAAUGCAAAGCCGAAAGCGAAGCCUGAACCGAAGAAGAAGGCGACCAAAUCUACGACCGGUAGCGCGCCGCGUGGGAUUAAGAGAAAGGUAGCUGCGCCUCCGAAGAAGUCUCAAAAGCGGAGGAAGACCGUAUCUUCCGACGACGAAUCAGAUGCUGCGCUCUCGGACUCGCUCGCACAAGACGAUGAACGGUCCGACGCCGAAAUCGAGCCGGCUAAGAAACCUGCGCGUCGACAAAAGAAGGUGGUAGGGGAGGAUUCGGAUGAGGAGGAGAGCACCCCGCAGGUGACUCGGCCCAAGAAGGAGGAUAAGGACGCUGAGAGCGACGAAGAGGCAAAUGACAUUCGGCGCCCUGUAACGCCACCUCCAGCUGCCAAGGAUGAUGGUGAUGAGAGCGACCUUUCGAGCGUCCUCGAUGAGUCUCCAGUUAAGAAACGGAAACGAACUACCGAGAAGCCCGCAAAGGCAGCGAAGGGCGCGAAAGCAGUAAAACCAAAGGCCGCCAAGACUGAGGUUGACCCAGACCAGGCAGAGAUAAAGCGGUUGCAAGGCUGGCUUGUCAAGUGUGGCAUUCGCAAAGUGUGGGGAAAAGAGCUCGCCAAAUGCGACAACUCCAAGGAUAAGAUCCGCCACCUCAAGGCCAUGCUGAAAGACGCUGGUAUGGACGGCAAAUACUCCGUUGAAAAAGCUGCUAAGAUCAAAGAGCAACGCGAGUUUGCCAAAGACCUGGAGGAUAUUCAAGCAGGCGCCGCAGCCUGGGGCGAAAAUACCAGCACUGGACGCCCACGUCGAGCGGUAGCACGACCGGUGCAGCCAGUUGCCAUUCCUGAAGACAGCGACGAUGAAGAUGCAGGCGAUAAGGCGCAGGAUGAGAAAGACGAGGGCACAGAUGAUGACGACGAUGAUGAUGAUGAUUCGGCUCAUGACGACUCCGGAUCAGAUGACAGCGCGGGUGGAAAAGACGAGGAAGAUGAUUCCGACUAG
Didymosphaeria variabile is the source of this 1251-nucleotide messenger RNA. RefSeq lists its product as uncharacterized. The coding region runs from base 1 to 1251 and encodes 416 amino acids. The record is from RefSeq and is a predicted model, not a curated record. Lineage: Eukaryota; Fungi; Ascomycota; Dothideomycetes; Pleosporales; Didymosphaeriaceae. Gene Ontology annotation, cellular component: nucleus. The transcript is spliced from 2 exons.